AUGGAUACACCACAAACUCCUCAAGUUCAGGUUCUUGGCGAAACCCCCGAAUCAACACAACCCGAACCCAAUGCGACUGCCACUGCAAACCACAAUUCCACCGAGGUAGAGAUGGGAGGAACACAGGACACAAACCAAGCUGAACCUGAACCUGCGCAACAAGAUGCGACACUUCCAGAUGCGCAGGCAGAGCCAGAGCCACAUGCCCUGGCAAAGAAGAACUCGGGGUUCAACUUUCUUGAGUGA
Penicillium hordei is the source of this 246-nucleotide messenger RNA. RefSeq lists its product as uncharacterized. Lineage: Eukaryota; Fungi; Ascomycota; Eurotiomycetes; Eurotiales; Aspergillaceae. The record is from RefSeq and is a predicted model, not a curated record. The transcript has a single exon. The coding region runs from base 1 to 246 and encodes 81 amino acids.